This is a messenger RNA of Gadus morhua (Atlantic cod), 3396 nucleotides long. It is a transcript of the gene mier2, whose product is annotated as mesoderm induction early response 1, family member 2. Gene Ontology annotation, molecular function: transcription corepressor activity; histone deacetylase binding. Bases 114 to 1328 code for a protein of 404 amino acids. Gene Ontology annotation, biological process: negative regulation of transcription by RNA polymerase II. Lineage: Eukaryota; Metazoa; Chordata; Actinopteri; Gadiformes; Gadidae. The record is from RefSeq and is a predicted model, not a curated record. Gene Ontology annotation, cellular component: nucleoplasm. The transcript has 13 exons.
AGUUGCAGGGCUCGAACGUUACUGCAAUAACCCCGAGCUGUACAGAGAGCAGAUCUACAACAUCCGGGCAAUACUGCAAGCCUGCGCAGAAAAGGAAUGGCGGAGAAGGUUAAAUGGGUUCACGGCCUGAGUGUGGUCCGUAUGGCCUAGCGAGGGUGUGGAGAUCCAGCGAUGAGGGCCACAAGAAGCAGUCACAGCAGCAGGGCUCCACACAGACUGCCGUAGAGGACUUGGAGAACCGCCAACUGCUCCAGCCACGUCCUCUCCCCAUGAAGAUGGCAGCUCCGUCCCAAACAGCCAGCGAGCUUCCCCUGGAGGAGCUGCUGGCUCUGUACGGCUACGAGGUGCCGGGCCAGCUCCUACAGCCAGGCAGGGACGGCUGCCACCUGCCCCACAUCACACUGGACAAGGUUCAGGUGACCGAGGACAUGUUUGUAGGAGACGAGGAAGAGGAUCCGUCGGCCGAUGAAGACCUUGCGCCCUCCUCCUAUACUUCCAACCCUUCUGAUCUGCUGAGACGACUGCGAGGUGGAGACAAACAGGCCGACGCUGGCUCUUCAGAAGAAGACUCAGACGGUGCUUCCGUUCCCUCCAAUGGAGAACGCAAGGAUAUCAUGGUGGGCUCUAUGUACCAGGCCCAGAUCCCUCCGCUCAGCCCGUACGGCUCCCAGGGCCGAGCCUACGACGGUGACGACCAGCUGCUGUGGAGCCCCGGGGUGCUGCCCCCACAGGAGGUGGAGGGAUUCCUGCUCAGCGCCCAGGCCCCCAGCGCCCAGGAGGUGGCGCCCUACACUAAUGCACACCGGGACACCCUCCGCGACAACGAGCAGGCCCUCUAUGAACUGGUGAAAUGCAACUUCAAUGCAGAAGAAGCCCUAAGAAGAUUACAUUUUAAUGUGAAAGUGUUCAAUGAUGAGCUGUGCUCCUGGAGUGAGGAGGAGGGUCUGGGUUUCCAGCAGGGCUACCGGGCCUACGGGAAGAACUUCAACCUCAUACAGGCCAAUAAGGUACGGACACGCUCGGUGGGGGAGUGUGUGCAGUACUACUACCUGUGGAAGAAGUCUGAACGCCACGAGUGCUUCACACAACCGGCCCCCAAGAUGGGCCGCAGGAAGUUCACCCUGCAGUCCGGGAACAUGGAGGAUGCGGAUCAGUACGAGGACCUCAGGCCGCUAGAGAGCCACGGUAACGCCAAAGCUUCCUCCCACAAACCCCUCAGAGCACAGAGGAUGAACCUCGCCCCGUCGACGGCACAACGCCCCGACAAACCAGAGGAGGAGGGUCGCCCGAGGCGCAGAAGAACUCCUCGCUUUCUGUUAAAGUCGUGAGCUCGGCCCCAGAACGCAGGCGCAGGCGGUGAGUCGGGGCUCCUUGUGAUGGACGGCCGUCCUCGGAAUCUCCUCAGCCAUCCCUUCUCCCCCCUACUCUCCUCUUCCAUCCACGGAUCACCCCAUGGGUUCUGGCCCAGGCGGCGGCUGUGUUCGACACCCCAACCUACCAACACCCCAAGCGUUCCACUGUACCCCCCUUUCCAAAGAGCACUGAGCUUCUGGGUCGUCCCAGUCCAGAGGGCAUCCCCUCCCCCCCCCCCCCCCCCCCCCCACACAGACCGUGAUAAUGGCCCGAUCCAGGGGCUGCAGGCAGGGACUUAGGCCAGCUCCAUGCAGACCCACCUGCACCGGCCACAGCACCACCCUUCACCACAGACUGUAGGACCUCCAGCAGUUUCAUAGGCCUGUGAAUCGUCCAGUGAAGGGGCGGAAAUGGAUCCCAGUCAAACCAAGGGCAGACGGAGAACUUCUUCCUGAGGUUGUAUGGAGAACUGAUCUUGAGUUUUUUCUUAAAUUUUCUUUUGUAUAUUUUGUUCAAGACAGGAGGGGCAUUGUCCACUCUGAACUGUCCGAUGUCUGGGGUGAAAGAGUGUCCCACUCCCCGAGUCCUGGGAGGUAAUUCUUGCUCCCUAUGAACUGAACUAAGAACAGAAGCACAUUGACCAGCCUUCCCCCGUCCACCCAUUAGUGGACGGACCUGUCAAUCAGUAACUUUGGGCUGCUAUUGGAGACUACAUUAGUUUACUGCUCUUCACUGGCUGGACGUUUUGACUGCAGGUACUGGGAUGGUGAACAGAAUAGUGUGUACUCACUGUCGGCAAGCAUAAUGAACAAAGUUGAUCACCGUCCACCAACUGGUUAGAACAUCAUAGCAAAUGUUGACCACAACUUUUUUUAUAUAAAUAUAUAUGAUUAUACGCUAAGUACAAAAAUUUAAAUUCUUAUCGCCUAAGUGAUCAGUCGGGUACUAUGUGUUUAUACUCAACCUCUUCAAAAUUCAAUAAGCCAAUUGGACGACAGGUUGAUGCCUGUGUGAAUGUAUAGUGAAGCUAAAGUUAUGAAGUCGAUGAAGCAUCACCGAAAGUGGCCUCUUACCCAGUUUAGAUCAAUUGCUUUCCUUUCUUUACUGCUUUUUACUCCUUUUUUAUCUUCCUUUUUUUUUUAUCAAGCAGUCUAGUGUCCUUGACACAACGUUGCUGGUACUUGGCUAUACCAACGUUUUUAAAUGAACCCUUUGCUCCGUUUAUUCUUGUGACAUUGCGUUUAGGGCAACGAUUAAUUAACAUUUAAAAAGAGCUUAUUUUAUCUCAACAAUAGCCAGUCCAUGCACUUGUUAGCAAUGCAUUGGUUACUUUGCUCUGUAUGGUCACGCUGGAUAUGAAGUCAUAUUGGAUUCCUAUUGGACGAAUCUAACAAUUAAUCUCGCAACCGGCCCAAAAAUUACUCCGUUCAACAAGUGUCUACAGCCACUUGUUAAAAUCUCAUUGGCUGAACAGCUGAUAAUCUGUUUUACUGUCCCCCGGUUGAAAAAUAAUACACUUUACAAUCAGGAAUAAAAAGCAGACGGGAACAUCAUGACAAAAUAAGUGCAUAUCGCUUCCUGGAGGUUUAGAUUCGUGGACCAGGCUAGACUGAACGAAUGGCAAGAUUAUCACAUGUAAAAAACAAACACAUGUUCUAGCCUCUACUACAAACCAAAAGGAAUUAUUGUUUUUCAAAUUGUUGUUAAAGACACAAAUUCAGUGGCAUCAAGCCUCCAUAGCCCUUUCUAUUUAUUUCCUUAUUCUGGGUUCACACAAACAACAAACAAACAAACAUGGCUGCCGUUUGCUUUUUGGUCCAACCCAGUGAGAGGUCAACAUUUGUCUUUGUGUUUGCAUUGUUAACUGGCGGAAGAUUCUGAUAGUGAAAACAGAAAAGGGGGAACGGUAUCACCACAGUACACUGCCUUUUUGUCUUUUUAAGCAAUUUAUAUAUUGUACCUCUGUUGUUUAUUGGUUUAUAAUUAUUAUAUUUUGUACAUAAAAGAAAAAAGGAACUAUUAAAAUCGACAUUCAGAAUUGAA